AUGGCCAAAUCAUCAGUGAAUGAGGAACAACUUCGUUCCGAGAGCCACGACCUCUUUAUAGUGGUGGCCAGUGUCCCUACAUUAGCUCGAUCUAGCGAAAGACUUGAGAAGUUUGACCCGGCACAGUUCAGAGCCAUCAUAGUAGAUGAAUGUCAUCAUGCUGUCAGCAAAUCAUACCUAAAGAUCUUUAAAUGGUUUGGGUGUGAUAAGGGUGAAGCAAAGUCACCUUUCCUCUUAGGAUUCUCCGCCACGUUGCAACGUCAUGACAAGAAACCACUACGCAGAGUGUUUGACGAGAUUGUCUACGAAAAAAGCAUGAUAGAAUUAGUGGAUGAGGGAUAUUUGGUUGAUUGCGAUUGGAAAAUGGUGGAGGCACGGUUCAAUUUGUCAUCUGUAGAAGUUGGGUAUGAUGGUGAUUAUAAAUUGAACUCUUUGGCCAAACAUGUUGAUACAGACGAUAUUAACGAAUUGGCUUUAAAGACCUACAAAUUCUUUGAAAGGAAAAGAAAGUUGCAAUCUACUUUGAUAUUCUGCUGUAAUGUUGAGCACAUGGAGAAUUUGGGUAGAUUAUUCCGAAUUAAUGGCAUUGAAGCUCAGUACGUGACUGGUAAUACCAAGAUGUUUGAGAGAUCACAUAUUGUAGAUGAUUUUAAAAGUGGAGACAUUAAGGUCCUUAUUAAUUGUGGAGUGUUCACUGAAGGUACGAAUCUUCCGAAUAUUGACUCAAUUAUGCUGCUUCGACCAACCAAAUCGCAACCUUUGCUUACACAGAUGGUGGGGAGAGGAUUAAGAUUACAUGAAGGAAAGGACAAAUGUUUGGUAGUUGAUUUUGUGGAGAGUAAAGAUACUGGAUUGAGUUUAAGUGGAGACUUAGGAGGUGUUAAUGUUGAGAAUUCCAUAGGUAGCUUAUUUUCAGCCUAUGACGGAGGACAUCAGGGAAGAGGACUUGACGAGCCACUAGAAAAGCAGCCCGAUUAUAUUGAGUUCAGAACAUUUGAGGGAUUUAAGGAUUUAGUAAAGAAUUGGGAAAAGGAAAACGAGACAAGCGGUAAGAGGAUCCAGAACGACGUUUACCAACGAUUGAUAAGCGCUAAGGAUGCAUGGAUUCAAACUAGACAAGAUUCAUGGGCAUUAAAGAUGAAUGAUAAUCAUUACUAUAGAAUUGAUGUGGAUAGGAAAAGACAGAUUGUGAAAUUGAUCUACGUUUCGAUGGUCGCUAAGAUGAAUUCGGCGAUAUUGAAUGGAAAAGGAAGGUAUGUGAGGAUACCAUAUAAUAAGGAGAUCAUGGAGUCCGACAAUGUGGAAGAGGUGCUAAAAAAGAUGAAGCAAGAGAUGGAAGAGAAUGGGACCAAAAAAGAAAUGUAUGAAGCAGAGAACAACAGACGUUUCUUCUUUGGGAAGGGAAAAAUUACGAAGAAACAAUACACCUUUUUAAUGGGAGCCAUGGAAGGAACUGUCAAUCCCAGUAAACAUUGUCGAGUGGAUCUAGACAAGUUUAAAGAGGCUGUUGGAAAGGAAUUACAAGCAUUGAGCAAAUUUGAAGCAUCCAAUUUAAUAUUUGCAUACACGAUCUCUCGGAGAAAGGCACUAGAGGUUUGGGCUACUAAAAAGGUUUUGAGUAGUCGAGAAAAAAGAAGAAAGGUGAUGAAAAUAACGUCUAUUACCUAUGGAAGGAUAUAA
Messenger RNA from Brettanomyces nanus, 1680 nucleotides. RefSeq lists its product as uncharacterized. Gene Ontology annotation, molecular function: hydrolase activity; DNA binding; ATP binding. The transcript has a single exon. The record is from RefSeq and is a predicted model, not a curated record. Bases 1 to 1680 code for a protein of 559 amino acids. Lineage: Eukaryota; Fungi; Ascomycota; Pichiomycetes; Pichiales; Pichiaceae.